AUGUUAUCAGCAAUUGCAGCGGUUGUGUUUCUUGGUAAGAAGGAUAUCGCAUCUCAGCAGAGGCAGUCAAUUAACUUGCUGCCAAAAGAACUCUAUCUCUCUUUCACCCCCUCUUCGCGCCCCGUUUACGCGUCCGUUGACCCCGAAGGCCUCCCGGAUAUCUACCAUACUUUUCUUGAGCGACCGUUACAGCCAAUACUCUCUCGUGACCAUCGCGAGGAAUACUCAAAGAGCUCGCUAACGGUCGCACUUCGCUACGGUGAGCCAGUCAGCGAAUCAUCCAACGCUUUGUCUCAGUCGAGCGGGGACACAGCGCGAGUCGCGACAGAGUCCACUCGUACGCACGAAGCAGAGUCGCCCGAGGAGGCUGGUCUUCACUCCGCUGUCCGUUUCCAGCUUGAGUCACCAAUGGCUACAAUCUCAAGCAGUUACAGCGAGUGGUUAAUUUGUCUUAGAUGCGAAGACAUGCUGGAGAAGGUUAACUUACUUUUGUGUCUCGGCAGGCUGGUCAGAUUUGUUGUUCGCGUCUCUCAGCUCCCUGCCUCAGGAUAUCAAGUCAAGUCUGCCGUUGGACUAGUCGUCGCCUGUACACCUUGA
Molecule: messenger RNA, 597 nt
Organism: Aureobasidium melanogenum CBS 110374
Lineage: Eukaryota; Fungi; Ascomycota; Dothideomycetes; Dothideales; Saccotheciaceae
Exons: 3
Coding region: 1-597 (198 amino acids)
Source: RefSeq, a predicted model, not a curated record